Entamoeba invadens IP1 is the source of this 1527-nucleotide messenger RNA. RefSeq lists its product as hypothetical. Lineage: Eukaryota; Evosea; Mastigamoebida; Endamoebidae. The transcript has 2 exons. Bases 1 to 1527 code for a protein of 508 amino acids. The record is from RefSeq and is a predicted model, not a curated record.
AUGAGCCCUGUUAAUCAAUUUACUGCUCCAAACUUUUACAUUCAAGACGAUUCGACAUCUUUUCAAGUUUAUGUCGAAGGAAUAUGUUAUAUUGAUGAUGAUAACAAAUUGGUUGUUGUUAAAAAAGACAGUUACGUUUAUGCAGGAAACACAUGCCAAGAUGCAUUUGAAUCGACAACCAAGUUAGAAACUAAAACAGUACAAAAAGUAACAUCUUUUCCAGAAUAUUACUUCAGAGAAGUUAGCAGUGGAUCAAAAGAUUGUAAUAUCGUUAGCAAUUUGGCGCUUACAAAUUUCCCAGAUAACUAUUAUAAAAAGAAGGAUAUUGGUAGAUGUUAUGGGAAUAAGGAUGCUACUAAUAAAGCACAGAGAAUUAUUGCGACUGGAGACACAACCAAGCCGUACAAAUUGCAAAUUGCGCCAUCUUGCACUUCUGCCGAGUCUGCGUGGACUGACUCUACCAGCACUGAAACUAUAAAUGAAGUCACAGAAAAAAUUUCAAAUUCGUUUUAUGUGAAAGAAAGAAUGUAUCCAGACGAAACUACAUGCACUGGUGUUACAUAUCCACUUCCCGACCAUUUAUACACAACACUUGAGUGUAUAAACGUUGAUGAACGAUAUUUCAGUCUCAGUGUUGAUGACUACAAUGUCUAUUUUACAAACUAUGAAGAUGCCCAAUGUACAAAACUCGAUUAUUCUAGUACUGUAUAUACAGCACACCAAGAAUUGAUGUUAGGAUUUUGUUUUGAACCACGCCCUUCAGCAAAAGCUAUUUACUACCCACCAUUUUUAUUUAUUCACGAAGAAGCUAAUUAUUUUGAUUAUUACAUACCUUACAUGUGUUACAUUAACACAAAAGAUGGCAAACCAUAUAUUCAAAUUAGACUUGAUCAAAAUGUAUAUACUGCUAAUACUUGUGAUGAAUUAUCCAAUUCUAUUGAAGUUAUAUCUGACUACAAAAUAAAACAGGUUGCACAAUUCGAUACUUUUUAUUACAGAGAAAUUUACUACGCAAAUAUAGAUUGCACUUUUUUAAAUAAUUUCGACCAACCAAAACGCGCAGACAGGUGCUACACAACCAAUAACAAAUGUGUACCGGAUACAAACUCUCAUUAUAACUUUGAAGUUAACAACGAACAAGUCAUAAUCUGGAAAUACAAAGAUUCCACUUGCAAUGAAAUUGAUCAAGAAAUUUAUUAUAAUAAUAAAGUGUGCACGAAAACAUCUGAUGGCGAUUAUCAUAUUGUUUUUAUCAGAGCGAAAACAUGUGGUCGAGUAUACAUACAGCACACUGGAUAUAUCACAGUGUAUACCGUUUAUUCAUGUUAUGCAAAUGAUGAUGCUGUUUACAAAGUACAGCGAAUGAAAUAUACUAAUUUUAUACUUAGUCUGUGGAAAUUACAAAUUGCGCCAUCUUGCGAUUCAGAUGAGUGGAAAUGGAUUGACGCUCCAGACCCUGGUACAAUUAAUAAAUUCGGACCUGAUAUGGAAAAAUCGUAUUAUUUUGAAAGAAAGAACAUAUCUUAA